This is a messenger RNA of Rana temporaria (common frog), 1429 nucleotides long. Its product is annotated as potassium voltage-gated channel subfamily C member 1-like. The transcript is spliced from 2 exons. Gene Ontology annotation, biological process: potassium ion transmembrane transport; protein homooligomerization. The coding region runs from base 16 to 1362 and encodes 448 amino acids. Gene Ontology annotation, cellular component: dendrite membrane; neuronal cell body membrane; axon. Lineage: Eukaryota; Metazoa; Chordata; Amphibia; Anura; Ranidae. The record is from RefSeq and is a predicted model, not a curated record. Gene Ontology annotation, molecular function: delayed rectifier potassium channel activity; protein binding.
GAGAAUAUAAGAGUUAUGAUUGUCUUCCCCCUCAUGUGGUCCUUGUCAUUGCAGAAGGACCGGCGACUCUCGGGAAUGGACUCCUCCUCCAGGCGCGUGGUGAUUAACGUCGGAGGCGUCAGAUUUGAAACCUUUGCCAGCACACUGCUCACCUUCCCGGGGACCAAGCUGUCCGCCUUGGCCGAGCCCAGCCCCGGCGAAUCCGGAAACUACGACCCCCAGCGCGGCGAGUUCUUCUUCGACCGGAACCCCGAGGUCUUUGGAUCCGUCUUGGACUAUUACAGGACCAAGCACCUCCAUUGCUCGGGGAACAUGUGCAGGGCGGUGCUCCUGGAGGAACUGGCCUUCUGGGGGGUGAGCUUCGCUCGGCUGUCUCACUGCUGCUGGCUGAACAUCUACAGCAAGUCCCAAGCCGUGGAAGAUGUGAGCUCCUGGGAUCAGGCGGGGCCCAGCGAUGAGCAGAUCCUACUGCAGACAGGCGGCCCGCGGGACCGCGGCUGGGGGGGGCGAUGGCGGCCCAAAGUCUGGAACCUCUUCCACAAGCCGCGCUCUUCCCUGGCAGCAAUGGGUGUCACCGCCAUCUCCCUCCUCUUCAUCAUUGGAGCCAUCAUCAUCUACUUUGAGGAGACCAAGCCCCAUUUCUCACAUGCACAGAACAAGUCUGACUCCUGGGAAUAUGACCCUUCAGUCCAUAUGGAGGUGGUGUUUGAGAUCCCCUCUUACCUCUUCUACCUGGAACUGUUUUGUGUGUUCUGGUUCGGGUUGGAGCUCGCUACGCGUUUCUUCUUCUGCCCCAACAGAAAUAAGUUCCUGAAGAGUCCUCUGAACUGGGUGGACUUCCUUUCCCUCUUUCCGGUCUUCGUUGAGCUGAUGGCCAGAGGCCCGAUGGAGAAGACGGACAAUGUCUGGAAGGUCCUGGGAUUGAUCCGGAUCGUCUACAUCCUGAAACUGUUCAGACUGGUGCGUCUGAUGGAGAGCAGCCUUGUCCUGAGGGUUCUGUCCGGGACUCUGAGAGCCAUCACCCGCGAGAUCUUCAUCCUCAUGCUCAUCCUGGCCUUGGAAUGUCUUUUAUUUGCUGCUUUGGCCUUCCACUUAGAAUGGUCCAGUAUGGAAGAUCCGAAUAGUCAUGAAGUCUUCAAGGAUAUCUAUAGCAGCUGCUGGUGGGCCAUCAUUACGCUGACCACUGUGGGUUACGGCGAUCUUUAUCCCAUCACCACGGCGGGCCGCAUAGUAGCCAGCCUGGCCGCCAUUUCCGGCAUUCUGACCAUUGUCUUGCCCAUUCCGAUUUUAAUGAUUAAGUUUCAGCAUUAUUAUUCCAUCGCUCUGGCCAAAGAGAAGCUGAAACUCCAGAAAAUGUUGUAGAUUCCUAGAUGGACCUUACUGAUGUCUUAUAUAUAUAUCCUAUAUUAAAAUACUGGAAUGUGCUGUA